Messenger RNA from Ostrea edulis (European flat oyster), 6726 nucleotides. RefSeq lists its product as uncharacterized. The record is from RefSeq and is a predicted model, not a curated record. NCBI's taxonomy places the organism in Eukaryota, Metazoa, Mollusca, Bivalvia, Ostreida, Ostreidae. Bases 87 to 2327 code for a protein of 746 amino acids. The transcript is spliced from 3 exons.
AGUUAGAAAUUUCGGAAAGUCCCUCAAGUAAGCGAUAUAAAUAGCAUGUAUUGAUCAAGACAGUCUUAGCUACUUCCGAUAUUAGCAUGGCCGCUUCGACAGGGCAUCCCAUUUGUUGGGAAUAUGAUAUUCCCUUGGACACUUUUCCAACUGUGAAAAACAUUUAUCGUGAACUCACAGAAGACUUUUUGUUUUUGACUCGGAAGCUGAGAGAAACGGAUUCUCCUGCAAGAAAUAUACCUGACAAACUGUUAAAGGUUCAAUCGAAAUUGAAACUGCUCGUUUUCUCUGAGGAUACAGAACAGAUUACUAACUUCUUAUCGUGGAAUCGAUUUCAUUCAAGUGACUGUCAAAAUCAUUUUGAAAUGGAUAGUGUUGAGAAAACUGCAGCGCAUGCACAAAAAGAAAAUGUCCUAGUCAUACCGAUUAUCCUAUUAAAUGAAAAUGACAUAGGAAAGAAAGAGGCAAUUAUUGAUGGAAUGUUCCAGUCGGGUGCACAUAUAUCACCUUUUUUGAAAGUUGCCACAACUGUUCUGACAUUUCGGCCGAGUUCAAGGUUCGCGUUUCAAAGGAUUUUGGACACUUUGAGAAAGACUCGUCCAUGUCUUGACUUUAUUUUUGCUGAGAAAGAUGCAAUGUUUAGAGGGUUUUUAUCAAGAAAAAUUCUAAACUGGUUAGUUCAACGAUGUGAAAGAAUAAUCGAAGCACUUCAAAUGGUACUCCAGGUACUGAAAAAGGUCCCAUCACUUCAUGAAGUCGACGACAGUUUGAAUAACACUUUAAGUCACAAAGGCUGGUCAGAUGGUUUUGUGAAAAACUUUACGUUUGUGGACGAGAAUAAAAAAAUCAUUCCGAUGCGUUUUGCUUACAAUGUUGCCUCGUCCGAAGAAGGUCAGUCGUACGCCAGGCAGCUGCGUGACCAUGCAAUCCAUGUAUUGAGCAAAGAAACAAUCCGACUAAGCUUCAGCGAACUUGGAGCUAUGGGAGAGGAAAGUUGUUUUCUGGAAUAUUUGAUGACGUACUUCCAGAGCUUAAUGACGGGGAUGAUUAUACCUAGGGUAGAAAUCUACAUUCUAAAGUCGAGAUCAGUGAGAGUUCUAACAAAUAUAAACUCAGUUGAAUGGAGAUACCAUGCAGUCAACAGUGUUGUAAAACAAGUAGGAAACGAAUGGCAAGAUUGCAUAAGAGAUUUCAUAUACGACGAAAUAAGGAAAUUAGCUGUAGUCGCCGGGAUCCUAACAGAGCUUAUUCCAAAGUUGCAAGCGAUAAUACGAAAAUCUACAGUGCAUGAUGAAGUACCAUACGAAGUCCAGAUUCGUUUAUCAAGAGUUCCUGGAGUGAGAUCCUUUGGAAUAGAGGAGAAGACAUUUACGGUGUACGUAGAAUCUCCAUACUUGGAAGAUGACGACAUUUUUACCCGCAUAAGUGAAGCUGUGGCCUCGAACUACAAAAUCGAUAGAUCUUGUCUACAUGAAUGGAAAGAACCAACAUUUCACCACCGCACCGGGGAUUUAAUAAAGGGAGAAGGGUGUCAGUGUGGCAUGAUCACUGUUUUCGCAGAAAGACUGGGUUCCUCAGGUGAAGGGUCACAGUCGACGGGCUCCUUGUAUUUUCUUACUUGUGAGCACGUGGCACCUAAGAAGGAAAUGCGCGUUUUCUUCUCAAGAUGCAGGAAAUGUGAAAACUCUUCAACGUGUUCUUGUGAGAGAGAAGAACUGGGAAUCAAUAUGUAUCCUUUCGGCAUUCGUAAGGAAAACCCUUUUGAUGCAGUUGUUGAUAUAACGUGUGGAAUUGUUCAUAAGGGAGCGUCAGUUCUCUGUGAUAAAAAUGUACGAGGUCCCCAUUCCAAACUUUCUGAAAUGGUAGAUUUCAGCAGAACAAUAGAAGAACAUACGGGAAAAACAGUUCUGAAAUGGGACUGCGAUGAGCAAGAGCAAAAAGGCAUAUACUGUGGUGUACAAUACAUCACACUUCCCGAUGAGAAACCAUGUAAUGCUGUUGACAGUUGUUUUGGAAAUGGGCCGAAACGCGUUGAUAUAAUCAGAUCUUUCUCUGGAAGUGAUUUUGGAAAAGAAGGCGAAAGCGGCGCAUUGACUUUUCUUUUGGAGGAGCGAGCUGGCUUGUCGGAUUUAAUGUCUCCUGCUUUUGUUUACUUGGGCCAGUGGGCUCAAACAGUUGAUAAAUUCAUGUGUUUCAGACUACAGGAAGGACUUGAGUGUUUAGCGAUGGAACAUAAUCUGAGACUGAGACUCUGUCUAGAAAAUUCCAGAAACACACAGUCCACAUUCCAGUCACACGCACUGAAAAGAAAGCAUUGUGUAAAAUGAUAUAAAGCUUUGAUUUCUGGUGAUGAAAUCUAAGAUCGAUAACUUACACUCAUCUGUUUCAACGAUUUGAAGUGGUACUGUGAAUUGUGUAUGUGUACUCUAUUUCCGCGAAAAUACACCGGAUCAUUGUGUGCAUAUAAAUACAUGUUUUGUCACCGUCUGUGAAACACCGAGGAAUGACUCAUAAUUCUUGAUGGUCCCCAAUUUAUCACUGGAAUAAAAUAUCAACCGGACCAUUGAAAACCAAUGGAAAGCAAUUGACAAGGCACUGUAGCUUUUGCCUAUGGUAUCAUUCACAAUUAUUUAUUUCGCCGAUAAACAAUUUUGGAAGUAUCUGUGGUCAUGAAUAAUAACCAAUAUUGCUUUUUGCGAACAUAGGCUCAUAUCAUAGCUGCCACAAGUAAAAUUUGCGUGUGUUUAUCUACAUGGUAUGUUGAAAUUAAUAUUUCAUAAUGCGGAAGAAUUUAUCGGAGGACGGAGAAAACAGAAGAAUGUGGGAAAUAAUUCAUUGUGGCUAAGACAUUUUAUUGAUGAGGCAACUUGUGAGCAGCAUUGACAGUGUAUCCUUUUGUGUAGGAAAUGGUUGUUCACAGUCAAGUUACAUGUACAUGUCCGCAAUAUGAGAAUAAAUUUAUAGUAUUAUCGCCACUACUAGACACAGGUAUAGCCACUACACGUAUGUUGGUAUAAUUGUCAUUUGUUGUUGUUCUUUGAUAUACUCAUUACUACAUGAAUAUUUCUCUCUCUUUUUACUUUUCUGAAUUGUUGUUACAAGAAGAGUUAUAAUGCAUUUUUAGUGGCAAAUUCGUAGUUUUAAUUUGAGGUAGUUUUAAUAUGAGUUAUUGAAUAUUAUGUAUUUAUUAUCUGUGAACAGGUUUACAUAUAUCAACUGGAGAGGCCGUAUGUAAACGGCGUUUAAUUUCAGUGGAGAGAAAGCUGUAUGUUUUUUCUGUUUUACCUCAGAUUACCGUAAGUUAUUACCAAGAAAAAAAGCGUAGGUACAUUCUAGUUAUUCUAGGUACAUUAUAGUUAUUCUAGGCACAUUAUACAUUAUAGUUAUUUUAGGUGCAUUAUAGUUAUUCUAGGCACAUUAUACAUUAUAGUUAUUUUAGGUGCAUUAUAGUUAUUCUAGGUGCUCUAAACAUGUCCCUGACCUGGAACCUGAAACAUAUAUCAAAUAUAUAACGUGUUUGUUUUUACUCCAAAAUGUUCCAGAAUCGUACGCAACACAGUAAGAACCAAACUUUAAUAUUCCAAAGUUUUAUUGUAUACAAUGGUAGUGAUUUGCAAAUCAUAUGUGAACGAAGAGUGAUCAAUCUCAUAACUCCUAUAAGCAAUACAAAAUAGAUAGUUGAGCAAACACGGACCCCUGGACACACCAGAGGUGGGAUCAGGUGCCUAGGAGUAAGCAUCCCCUGUCGACCGGUCACACCCGCCGUGAGCCCUAUAUCCUGAUCAGGUAAACGGAGUUAUCCAUAGUCAAAAUCAGUGUGCCAAAGAACGGUGUAUAUAUUCCAAUAUGCAUUUCUACUCGGAGGAGUGCUAGUACUUCAAUUGUAUCUCUAAAGCAUGUGUACAUGUAUAUUGCAAUAGUACUUGCCUUUUCCUGACUAUAGCAUUCUAUCGAUCGAUAGAUUGGCAGGGGCAAAAUUUAAAAAAAAUUGUUUGCCAUUUCCCGACUGAUUGAAACAAGUCCCCGACUCAAAAGAUUUAAGUUACUUUUUAUUACGAUUUUGUCAACCGAUUUAGAGCUCUUUUGGAGUAACAGCUGAAUAUUAGAUGUAACUUUAAUUAACUCCCAGAACAGGAGGUCAAUUAACGAUAGUUCAAAUGAGGCCCUUUUCAUGUAUUCAUGCAUUUUUGUAAACAAUAUUUUACCAUGAAUACAUGUAGAAAUAUACAAAUGAUCAUGCAGUACACAUUACAUAACCAUUAAAUGUUAAAGUUAUUACGUUUAUUGUGUUCGGAAUACUCAACGAGUAUCUAUAGUCAAACUGAAAAACGCCGUGAGCACGUUGUGAAUUUUUUAAAAUAUAGAUAUUACAGAUUUACAUGUAACGCUUAUAUUUACAAUAUAUUUAGAUGUGAUUUUUGAAACUAGUCAACAAGAUGUCAACUCAUUGUUUCAUUGUAAUAUUUUGAUUGCAGUUCUAGUUGUUAAAUGAACCACACCAUAUUAAAAUCAAUAAUUUCAUAUUGAAAUGUACAUAUAGAUAUGUAGAUAUUCCGAUGUAAAUACACAUCAACUCUCUCGUUUCAAUACCUAACAUACUUGUUCAUAAUGGCAGCUUUAUUUUCGCUACACUAUCAAAUCACUUUACCACAAAAAAAAUGUUGGAACAGAAGGGAUUAGUUAAGGUAGAGUACUCUGGAAUGGAUGACAACAAGAAUCAAAUCCGUCCAUGUUCGGGGAUUAUUGUUUGAUGACAUCAGAGCGACUCCCUUAACUACACCCUAAUUGUGUGUAUAUCCGUAAACAACACACAUUUGAUUUCUAGGACAUAACUUUAAUAAUAAAUCUAAGAACCAAAUUUAACCAUACAUAUCUUGAGAUGGGAACAUAUAUUUUGGAAUUUCCCAUGAAACACGAAAUAAGUUCCCAUACACAACAUAUACCAAUAGUCCAUGGAUUAACUAAUUUAGAUGAAAAUAUCAUUAACGUCAAUCAUUGACAGCGUUUCCGAAAGUGUGAAACAUUGCAAGUCUGUUGAGGGAAGUUUUACGCAGUAAAUUGAAAAUGAUCAAUUCAGGACCCCCCCCCCCCCCCCCGAAAGACACAACAUAAUGCUAAAUUUAAUAAUAUACACUGUAGACCUAUGCACAAUAACUCGUACUUCCCAAACAAAGUUCGGAUAUAUAGUUAUCCUCGUUCGUUCGUCUGACUGUCAUACUUUCUUGUCAUUGGGGCUCUUACUCUAAGAGCGAAACAUUCUUAUUGCGUAUGAUUAUAUAUAAACAUGUACAAUGAGGAUUCGAGAAAAAAAAGGUUUCUAGCUGGGGGAGUGGGUGGAAACUGCCUUCAAAAAUGUAAUUCAUUCCUUAUAGGUCGAUCGAUAGUAGCGAUCCUUGUAUGGGUACACUCAAUCAGACCCGAUUCAGAUGCAGUUGACCAAUACUUUCUGGAUGAGUGACAAAGUUUAAAUUCUCGGGGUGAGGGGGUGAGAGGGGCAGCUUCAAUCGUUGUUAAUUUUACAGUGAUGAACCUAAUAUGCGGGAUAGAUGUAAAUCACGUUCAAGAGUAGUGACUACAGUUCCAUCAGACAUACAUUACAUGUUGCAAUUAAUCUGUAUAUUUUCAAGAAGAGUGACACUAUGUUGGCUAAAUAGAAUUCCACGUACCAACAUUGAUCAAGUUUACACCGAUUAUACCUGUAAAAUUGCGUGUAGUGAGAUUGACUAGCUUUUUAUGUGUGAUAGGAGGCAAGCGGUGUUACAUGUAUUAUUUAAGUGACAUUUAUAGUUUACACGGAUUAUACCUGUAAAAUUGCGUGUAGUGAGAUUGACUAGCUUUUUAUGUGUGAUAGGAGGCAAGCGGUGUUACAUGUAUUAUUUAAGUGACAUUUAUAGUUUUCAAUACAAAUAUAUGCAUUGUCUGGGUUGCAAUAGGAACAAAAACAGGAUCCGUUGGAGACUAUAACGUUUCAUAGAUAAAGCAGUGUGUUGUUUCGGAUUUUCAAAAAAACCCAACUGAAACAGUGUUAAGCUUCUAACCUAUCUGCAUUUAUACACGUACCAGAAAUCAUUACGUGAUCUGAAAUAUAUAUGAAGAAAUAGCACUGACCACGUGAAAAGAAAAUUACUAUGAUAACAAUUUGUAAAGGAAUUAUUUUUACGAAAAUGUCUAGCUUAAAAUGUUUUUGUUUCCUCUUUCCAACCCACCAUUUUGACUAAAAUGGGUAGGAAAAUAUGUUUUUUCUGUUUAUUCUUAAAGUAAAAAGAAAUAUUGAAUAGAUCUAGUAUGUUUUAACGAUGAAUUCACUUUUACAAUUUUUAUGAAAUAAAGCAUGUUCUACCAAGAAUGUGCUUUCGAAGAUACAUUUCAUGACAAAUAUAUAUGUACUUGUUCGUUUUUCAUUUGUUCAAUGUACACGAGCCUGUAGGGUUUUCAAUGUAGGCCCACAUAAUAUUAUAUGUCCUGUUUAAACCCUUUUUGUUACUUCUGAUUGUUAUUGUGGAAGCAUACACAAAUUUAUCUAUUAAUUUGUGUACUAAAUAUUCAUGAAUAUUUUAUGGUGUUCUUUUCAUUUAAGAAUUUAAUGUGAUUGAUAUACUUGUAUGUUUUCUGUAGACAAUAUAUGAUCUGAAAUAAACAUAUAGCAGGAAGUAGUUUGUUGCCUGAAUUCACUUAAUUAUGAAAUUCAAUUAAUAUUCAUUGAAAAUAAAACAUCUCACACAAUCA